AAGGCAGCAAAUAUUGCGUGCGCUCAAGGUUAUUUAGUGAUAGCUAUGUUCUUGUACUUCAUCAUUUUUUACUGUAGCAGACCCUAUGCCGAACCGCUGAACGUAGGAGAGCUCUGGCGUGUCGAGCUCCCCACGGUGGGUUUUUUUUUUUCCCAAGCAGCGGCAGCGCCUUUUAUUUAUUUAAUAUAUUUAUUUAUUUAUUUAUUUAUUUUGGCUUCGAACCCUUCGGAGCCCUCGCGGACGCCCACCUUUUCCCCGCUCUCCUCCCCACCACCUCCCGCCGGUCUCCGCCGUCGCCUUCCUCCCCAUCAUCCCCGACGUCGGCCUCCCCCCUCCAAUCUCCCUCAGGUGCUUUCCUUCCCACAGAUCUCCCAAAAAGUGAGACGCCGACCUCCUCCCUGCUCUCCUCGCUGCCACCUCCCACCGAUCUCCGCCGUCGCCUUCUUCCCCAUCGUCACCGGCGUCGGCCUUCCCCUUCGAUCUCCCUCAGGUGUUUUGCUUCCCACAUAUCUCCCAAAAGAGAAAGAAAUGAAAAGAAAAGGAAGGAAAAAGGAAAAAAAUUGAUCAAUCUAUGUGGGAAAAGGUCUUGCUUUUUCAGUGUUCCACCUUUCUUUCGUUUUCGUUGAUUUUUCCUGUGUUUUCACCUGUUUUUCCUCUGCUUUUUCCAUUCUCCCGAGUCUCAAUAGGGUGGGAGGCUCGGAGCGGCCGAAUAGGAAGUUUAGAUCCGUUUGGUGGAGGCUUGCAGGUGCCGAAUAGGGAAGUUUAGUCCAGAAAGUGGGAUUGUUGCUCUUUCUAAGAAUUUAUCCAAUUUGACAAGGGUACGAGUCUGGAUAGAGAAUAUAACUUGUAAGACUAGGACGCCUCUGAACGAAGGUCGGUUAAGAAUUGGCACUCCUCAGCCAUAAAGAGAGUACAAAGCCAAACAAGGUUAUCAUCACAACAUGUUCUCACUAGUUCAGCACUUGGUUGGGCCAUCUCUUCUCACUGUCCUCUUGUUCUUCCCCUUCUUUCUACUCAUAAAACGAGCCUUCUCAAAAAGGACUCGGCUCCCACCUUCACCACUCAAGUUUCCAUUCAUAGGGAACCUCCACCAGCUGGGCUCUCUCCCUCAUCACUCUCUUAGAGAUCUCUCCAAAAAGCAUGGACCACUUAUGCUUCUCCAUUUGGGUCAGGUGCCGACCCUCGUCGUUUCAUCCGCAGAGAUGGCUCGAGAGAUCAUGAGAACUCAUGAUCAUAUCUUUGCCUUCAGGCCUUCUCUGAAGGCUGCCAAGAUCCUGCUUUAUGAUAGCAUGGACCUGGCUUUUGCACCAUAUGGUGAGUAUUGGAGGCAGCUGAGGAAGCUGUGCACCCUCCACCUCUUGAGUGCCAAAAGGGUGCACUCCUUUGAGCUUGUGAGAGAGGAGGAAGUGGCCUCUAUGCUACUAAAGAUUUCCAGAGCUGUUACAUCGACAGGCAUGGUGGACAUGAGUGAGGUGUUAAAUUUCUUCACAAAUGAUGUACUGUGUAGAGUUAUUUCAGGGAAGUUCUACAGAGGAGAAGGACGCAAUGAAUUGUUCCGGGAGUUAAUUGAGAACAAUACCUCUCUACUUGGGAGAUUCCAUGUGGAGGACUACUUUCCAUUCCUUGCAUGGAUGGAUGCAUUCUUGGGGCUCAGCAAAAAAGCCCGAAGGAACUUUGAAAGAUGGGAUGGUCUUCUCGACCAGCUAAUCAAGGACCAUGGCGAUCGUUUGAAGGAAGAAGGGCAGGAGAAUGACUUCAUAGACGUACUGCUCUCUCUUCAGAAGGAUCACAACAUGGAGUUCACCAUUAGAAAAGAGCACAUGAAGGCACUCUUGGUGGAUAUGUUCGCUGCAGGGACCGAUACAUCCUAUUCAACCCUAGAAUGGGCCAUGGCAGAGCUUGUUCGGAACUCAGAAGUUAUGAAGAAACUACAAGAUGAGGUAAGAGGGAUAGCUAGUGGAAAAGGCAUGGUGAGAGAGAAGGAAUUGAACAGAAUGGUCUACUUAAAAGCUGUGGUGAAGGAAGUCUUGCGGUUGCACCCUCCGGCUCCAUUGCUAAUACCACGAGAAUCAAUGGAGGAUUGCCAGAUCCAAGGCUAUGAUAUUCCUAAGAAAACAAGAGUCAUCAUCAACUGUUGGGCAAUUAGUAGAGACCCAAAAUACUGGGAAGCACCAGAGGAAUUCCAUCCUGAGAGGUUUUUGGACAGUCCUAUAGACUUCAAAGGGAACGAUUUCCAAUUUAUUCCAUUCGGAGCAGGUCGAAGAAUUUGUCCAGGAUUGCACUUUGCAACCUCUACUGUGGAGCUUGCCUCAGCAAAUCUUGUGCAUCAGUUUGAUUGGGAGCUGCCUCAUGGCUUGACAAGAGAGGAAUUGGGCAUGGCAGAGGCUCCAGGACUAACAAUUAGAAAGAAACAAAGACUGCAUCUUGUUGCUACACCUUCUUUCCCUCAGGAUUCUUGAGUCAAUGUUGGUUCAUCCAUGUUCAGAUCUUGAGAGAUGCUUCCUAAUGUUUCUCACAUCAUUUCUUUGAAAUGAUUGGUGACUCUGCCUGCGUCUCUUCUAAUCUGAUAACGUGGAUUUGAUAUGGUAGCAUGCUUGGAAGAUAUG
Molecule: messenger RNA, 2606 nt
Organism: Elaeis guineensis (African oil palm)
Lineage: Eukaryota; Viridiplantae; Streptophyta; Magnoliopsida; Arecales; Arecaceae
Product: cytochrome P450 71A9
Molecular function (GO): iron ion binding; heme binding; monooxygenase activity
Source: RefSeq, a predicted model, not a curated record